CCGCGCCGCUAGCGCUGUGCAGACGGGGGCGACCUACUUCACGCCCGCUCGAUGGUGAGCGCUGCCCGCCCGCCCAGAAUAGACGGAGCACGUGCGUCCGCCGCGACAAACGUCGCCGGUCGCGUGCGGCCCCGCUUCUUUGCCGCCGACUACAACUCACUUCUGACGUGCUACGACUAGAAACAUCUCUUACCAACAAACUCCACACAAACCGCGUUGUGAUUCCUAGUGUUAAUAGUUGCAUAGUUUAAUAAGUGUUUACCGCACAGAUAUACGACUUUUUGCCUUAGAAAACACGAUGCUUAUUAUCUUUAAAUAAACGUAAUUUAUUUAUAACCUCGUCGAGUUAGAAAGUAAAUAUUUGUAUCUGCUUUCCUAUCGUAGUGGCCUUGCUUGUUAUCUCGCACCAGUGAAAGCUUACUGUCACUUUUUCUAUAGUUGUGAUCGUGUUAUCCCUGUGAAAGAAUAUUUUAAAUAAUAAAUUAUCAGAGUUGUUAAAUGUUUUUAAUAUAUAUUUAGUGAUAAGACGAAAAACAAAGAUUCGUAACGAUGUGCCUUAUCAAAUAAUAUUUUUAUUUACGAAGUAAAAAGCUGUAAUACGAGGUUUUUGAGUGCGUUUAAAUUUGUGUCAGCUUCUAAAAAUGCACUGUUACAAAUUCUUCGUCCUGCUGCCCCUACUUCUGCUACCGGAACCGGCGCCUGCUUGGAAAACUGACACGGUCAAAGAAUGGGCAAGAACGUUAGGUGACGAAUUGUGGCGAUUGAGUGAAUCAUUGACGGAAUCCGACCAAAUAAGAAUUAAAUACAAACAAAUGAAUGCGAGUGUUAAGAAAAAGGAUGGAAAACAAAUAUUGGAAUCAUCGCUAAGAUCAGUCAGUACGAUGCUCACAAGAAAAAUUAACGCUGUCAAGUGCAUUCACGCGACGGCAGAGCGUUUAGCAGCUGAGUUUAAUUACACUAUAGUAAAAGACAAAAGUUAUGAUUUCAAAUACUGUUCGGCUAAGUAUUCACAAUUUUACUUCGAAGAUGGUUCAGAGCUUGUUAGAGAUGACACAAUACCGAAGUUCGCUAAAAACAAUUCAAACUAUGAGAACGUUACCCUAGAAAAAGAUUCACAUUUUUAUGACAUUAGUGUUAAUACUAAUAAGAGCUGUGUCCAUGUACCCACAAAUAUUUUUUAUAAAGAAGAUGAUGCGCUAGGUGCAAUUCUAUGGUCGAAAGAGUUAACUGAGACUUUUAUAAAUAAUUACAAUUCCGAUCCAUCAUUAGUUUGGCAAUACUUUGGAAGCGCCCAUGGCGUGCUACGUUUCUAUCCCGGAAUGCCCUGGAACAAGAACGAAGUCGAUACGUAUGAUUGUAGAGUAAAGUCUUGGUAUAUAGAAGCAGCCACAUGUUCUAAAGACGUGAUUAUUCUUUUUGACGUCUCCGGUUCUAUGACCGGUUUUAAGAACUACGUAGCUAGAAGAACUCUUAAGUCAUUGCUGGCUACUUUGUCGAAUAACGAUUAUGUAAACGUAUUCAGAUUUAAUGCGACUACUGCAGAAGUAGUCAAGUGUUUUAAAGGCCUCGUUCAGGCGACGCCGGAGAACCUACUUACUAUCAUCAAUACUCUCGAGCCUACGGACAAUGGCAAGAAACAUAAAGUUCCGCUAGAGGGUAAUGCCAACUUGACGACUGCUUAUAUUGCAGCUUUUACGACUCUGAAACAGCGAAGACUGGAGUGUAAUGUAAGCAGUCAACAAGGCUGUAAUCAGUUAGUCAUGCUGAUCACGGAUUACGUUCCUGGUAACCUCACAGAGGUGUUCGAAGAGUACAACAGGGAGGUAGUCGGAAACAAGACUUACAUACCUGUCAGAGUGUUCACUUAUCUCAUAGGAAAGGAAGUCACGAACGUUCGGGAGAUUCAAUGGAUGGCUUGCUUGAACAGAGGUUAUUUCGUCCAUAUCCACUCUGUAGAGGAAGUACAACAGCAGGUAUUGAAGUAUAUCAAUGUCAUCGCUCGCCCUAUGAUACUGGCUGGCGAAAAUCCUCCCCCAACCUGGACUCAUGCUAACAUCGAUUAUACCAGAACUAUAAAUUGGAAUGUGAGCAGCGAUGUGAAAACGCCAGAUGAAGACAAACUGGUGACGUCAGUGGCGAUUCCGGCCUUUGACUACAAAUACAACGAUGAACAUAAUGACGCCAUUCUACUGGGGGUGGCCGGAACCGACGUCCCUAUCGAUAGUAUAGCGAAACUAGCGCAGCCACAUCAACUCGGCGUCAACGGGUAUUCAUUUAUUGUGAGCAACAACGGUUAUUUAUUACUACACCCACUGCUGAUAACAACUAUAAACAAUAAACUACAAGAAAACUACAAUAGUGUAGACUUCGUUGAAGUGGAACAAGUCGACGACGGCAAGGGACCCAGAGAAUUAGGCGACAAGAUCAAAGAUCUCAGGCAGAAUUUAGUUGAAGGGAAUCACGGGAGCAUGACUAACGUCGAAGUUCUCUUUCAUUACGACAAUAUGAGGCGGAUUUCUCGAGUACAUCACGACUAUUUUUUCAACAAAUUAGAAGGCACACCAUUUUCUAUGGGUAUUUCUUUGCCCAUGGGAUACGGAGAUACGGAGCUAAUGUUAAAGGACAAUCCAUUAGAAGCGAAACAAGGUCAAGACCUCAUUGGGGUCAAUGUCACCAGCUUCUUCAAUUUCGCCUAUAGGGUACAUCGUGAUUGGGUUUACUGCAAAUAUCAUUACUUGGAAGGUCAUGAAUCUGAAAAUGCAGAAAUUGAAAUAUUUAAAUUUCUUGUUAAAAUAUCAAAGAAUGAACUUGAUAUAACUAAAAAGCAAUAUGGUGAAGAAACGCAAGACCUCCCUUUUAACGUCGAAACACAUUGUGGUACCACACCUUUGGGAAAAGACGACUACUAUUGUAACGAAGAUUUAGUCAAACAGUUGGUGUUUGAUGCAAAACUCUCGGCUCCCUACUUCAGGACUUGGGAAGCUACUGAGGAAGAGAGGAAUUUGGCACAGAAGUACAAUGUUAGCGUGCGUUUUAUUGCUACAUCUAGUGGUCUCACUCGCUGGCAUUACAUAUUUGAAGAUACUAAGAAUGAAAGGGUGGAUGAAUUAGGACAAAGGACAAAAGAAUAUCCUGGCGAAGUAUUCGGAGACAAAUAUUCCAAAGCGAUUGAAGAAAUUUGGUACAAAGCAGCGGUUUUACAGCACAUGAUAGAUAAAGAGUCCUUGGUUAUUUCUACGAAUCUUCCAGUACUCGACGAUACGAUAAAGUCUCCACCUCGUAUAGAAAAUGAGGAUGGAGAUAUAACAGUCACAUCUAGUUAUGCUAUAUUCUAUAAAGACGGCGAAUCAGAAACGCCUGCUGCAGUUGUCGGAUUCCAGUUUAUGUAUUCGAAUUUUCAAGAAAUAUUCUUUAAUAUGACUAAAAAUAAUGACGAACUAAACUGUGAGGAGGACGGUGAUUAUAGAUGCUAUGUCAUAGACAGUUCUGGGUAUGUCGUUCUAAGUAUAGACAAGUCCGACGUGGGAAAGUUUUUUGGUGUCAUCGAAGAUUUAUCUGGAGUUCUACAGUCUCUUAUAGAUAAAAAAAUAUUUGAUCACGUUGAAGUUUUUAAUUACCAAGCUUUAUGUCUUACUUCUACACUUCAACAGACCGAUGGUGCCUUUUCUUUUGAUACGCCUUUUAAUUUACUAUCGAAUUUCGUCAAAUGGUUGUUAACUGAGGCCUUGUUAGUAAUCUUUAAUAUAUUUGUAUUAUUUACAGUAAAUGACUAUCCAGAGGUACAAACAAACGUUUAUGAGGACACAACCACAACUGAGACACCCUUUGAAGAGAACACUACAGAAUCAAAAGGAAGCGAAGACUCAACACUAUUUUCUUGCGACCAUCGUAUCGCAUUGUACAUAUUAAACCAAUCUUACUUUUUACAAUCUAUGGGCCUUUAUCCUGUAGUGAAAGAAAAUUCAGGGGAUUGUCAUCCUCCAUACUGGGCCACAUUGGUCACAAAAACUAAUUUGCUUCUGCUAGUAGUUGAGAGAGGCCCGUGGAACUUUAAACAUGACUGUAAAAAACCGCCAGAUACCAAACCAAAACCUACAAGCAAUUCUACAACAAGCAGAGACCCUUGUCACAAAUUAGAGUUAGGACAGUUGUACAGAAGGCGUCUCGAAGGGUGUUUCACUUACCACGAUAAGGAAAGAAAUAUUACGGAGUGCGGAAUUGGAAGUCUAAUGAGAGCUAAUGUUGUAUUAUAUACAAGUAUGAUUUUAUUUUUAAUUUUAGCUUCAAAGUUAUUUUCAUGAUAAAAUAAAAAUGUUUGGUACUAACGUCCUAUAGAUUUCUACCUUUCUUACUUUCACAAUAAAAUUAUUUAUCCUU
This is a messenger RNA of Melitaea cinxia (Glanville fritillary), 4377 nucleotides long. It is a transcript of the gene Ca-Ma2d, whose product is annotated as voltage-dependent calcium channel subunit alpha-2/delta-3. The record is from RefSeq and is a predicted model, not a curated record. NCBI's taxonomy places the organism in Eukaryota, Metazoa, Arthropoda, Insecta, Lepidoptera, Nymphalidae. The transcript is spliced from 19 exons. Gene Ontology annotation, cellular component: voltage-gated calcium channel complex. Gene Ontology annotation, molecular function: voltage-gated calcium channel activity. Bases 642 to 4301 code for a protein of 1219 amino acids.